GAAACACCAAACCUUUUUAGAGCUCUGCUUUGAGAUUAAGUUCUCUAAUGAUGUCUGGUUCAAGAUUAGUCUCUAGACUAAUAAUCUUCUCAAUAAUCUCCACAGCUUUCUUCACCGUUGAAUCGAUUCGAUUAUUCCCAGAUUCAUUCGACGAUGCAUCUUCAGAUUUCACGGAGGCUCCAGCAUAUCAAAACGGUCUCGAAUGCUCUGUUUUAGCGAAAAACAGACUCUUGUUAGCUUGUGAUCCAUCAGCUGUUCAUAUAGCUAUGACUCUUGAUCCAGCUUACUUGCGUGGCACGGUAUCUGCAGUCCAUUCCAUUCUCAAACACACUUCUUGUCCGCAAAACAUCUUCUUCCACUUCAUUGCUUCGGGUUCAAGUCACGGUUCGCUCGCUAAGACUCUCUCCUCUGUUUUUCCUUCUUUGAGUUUCAAAGUCUAUACCUUUGAUGAAACCAUGGUCAAGAAUCUAAUAUCUUCGUCUAUAAGACAAGCUCUUGAUAGUCCUUUGAAUUAUGCAAGAAGCUACUUGUCGGAGAUUCUUUCUUCGUGUGUUAGUCGAGUGAUUUAUCUCGAUUCGGAUGUGAUUGUAGUUGAUGAUAUUCAGAAACUAUGGAAGAUUUCUUUAUCCGGAUUAAGAACAAUCGGUGCACCAGAGUAUUGCCACGCAAAUUUCACUAAAUACUUCACAGAGAAUUUCUGGUCCGAUCGAAAACUCUCGAGCGUCUUCGACUCCAAGACUCCUUGUUAUUUCAACACCGGAGUGAUGGUUAUCGAUUUAGAUAGAUGGAGAGAAGGAGAUUAUACGCGAAAGAUCGAAAAUUGGAUGAAGAUUCAGAAAGAAGAUAAAAGAAUCUAUGAAUUGGGUUCUUUGCCACCGUUUCUUCUAGUGUUUGGUGGUGAGAUUGAAGCUAUUGAUCAUCAAUGGAACCAGCACGGUCUUGGUGGAGACAACAUUGUGAGUAGUUGUAGAUCUUUGCAUCCUGGUCCGGUUAGUUUGAUACAUUGGAGUGGAAAAGGGAAGCCAUGGGUUAGGCUUGAUGAUGGUAAGCCUUGUCCAAUAGAUUAUCUUUGGGCUCCUUAUGAUCUUCACAAGUCACAGAGACAGUAUCUUCAAUACAAUCAAGAGUUAGAAAUUCUUUGAUUUAUUCAUUUUUUUGGAGUUUGGUAUGGUAAAUUUUGUGAACUCAUUACAUGGAUUCUAUUUUUUGUUUUUUUUUUGAUGUACAUAUAACAUAAAUACAUCGAGGAUUUUGUU
This is a messenger RNA of Arabidopsis arenosa, 1256 nucleotides long. The record is from the annotation of a GenBank genome assembly. Lineage: Eukaryota; Viridiplantae; Streptophyta; Magnoliopsida; Brassicales; Brassicaceae.